Ophidiomyces ophidiicola is the source of this 1515-nucleotide messenger RNA. RefSeq names its product tRNA (guanine-N(7)-)-methyltransferase non-catalytic subunit trm82 (gene TRM82). Gene Ontology annotation, biological process: RNA (guanine-N7)-methylation. The record is from RefSeq and is a predicted model, not a curated record. The transcript is spliced from 3 exons. Gene Ontology annotation, molecular function: tRNA (guanine(46)-N7)-methyltransferase activity; protein binding. NCBI's taxonomy places the organism in Eukaryota, Fungi, Ascomycota, Eurotiomycetes, Onygenales, Onygenaceae. Bases 1 to 1515 code for a protein of 504 amino acids. Gene Ontology annotation, cellular component: tRNA methyltransferase complex; cytosol; nucleus.
AUGACUUUCAGAUACCCAAUUCAGCGUAUUAGACAUUUCAAAUGUCAACAGAGGGCCUUCUUUGCAGCAACAGCGGGUCCGACAAUAGUCAUAAUUGACUCGGGUACUGGGAUACAGCUGUCUGCUUGGCCGGAUUCUACUUUAUCUGCAAAAGAGAGUGGUGAUGCUAUUGAUACUUGCAAAGAACCUCCUGAAAAAAGAAGGAAGCUCUCUACCCAAAGUAACGAUGAGGCUGACAAGCCUAUGGAAAAUAAGCCUGCUGGCCUUGGAGCGACAAAAAUUCCGUGGUCUACGAUUCCCAUUCUUGUUGUUUCAAGCACUGGGGAUCAUAUUGUCGCAGUAACAGGAGAGGACAAGUGCCUGCGAGUUUUCACAGUGACGCGUGACGGAGCACUCGCCCAAAUAUCGGAGCGGUACAUGCCCAAGCGCCCUUGCGCAGUUACAUUGACCCCGGACAAUUCCACAAUUUUGUCAGGAGACAAGUUCGGCGACGUGUACUCAUUGCCGCUCAUCCCCAAAUCCGAAGUUGUUGUUUUGCCAUCAAGAAAAAGUGCAGAACCCCAGAAGACCUUUCAGCCCUCAGCUACUAACCUUACGGUUCAUACACAAAGGAACUUGAAGGCUCUGGAGCAACAGCUUCGCAACCCCCAUGUGGUACAAGAUAGAUCAGAGCCCACUUUUGAAUAUAAACUUUUGCUUGGCCAUGUGUCCAUGCUCACUGAUAUGACACUCGUAUCUAUACCAGCGACAGCCUCCAGCAGUGCCCGUUCAUACUUGAUCACGUCAGACCGUGAUGAGCACAUCCGUGUCUCUCGUGGACCUUCACAAUCUCACAUUAUUCAUAAUUAUUGCCUAGGGCAUACAUCUUUUGUCAGCAAACUCUGUGUUCCAUCCUGGCAUCCUAAUGUGUUAAUUUCGGGUGGUGGAGAUAAUUUUAUCAUUUGUUGGGAUUGGCACAAGGGCCGCAUCUCACAAAAGCUGUUGUUAGGCGGCAGUUCCAACAUCGAAAACGAGGAAACCGAAAACCAGACACCUAAUAAAUACGAUAUCAUUGUUUCAGGAAUAUGGGCCAUACCAUUCUCCGAAGUUGAAAACGCAAAGGGAGCCAUACUGGUAGCUUUGGAAGGUGUCCCUAAGCUUCUACCGUUUAGCUUAGAUCUCAAUGGCACUCUUCUUGCUCUUGCACCUCUUGAGUUAUCUGGGAAUCCCCUGGAUGUUAUCAGCCUUGAAAACAGCGGCAAGAUCUUAGUGUCACUUGAUAACAUCCACAAGCCAGGAUCCACCAACGAAUUGAGAGAUUCGACACAGGAGAGCCCGCUUUUACAAUAUUUUACCCCUUGUAGCAAUGGGGAGAUAAGUUGGACAAACAGUUCAAUUCCUGCAGUGGAUGUGAUCAAUGCGCGAGAAGCCACAGAUACUGAUGCGGAUUUGGGUAGCCAGAAGGCGGAGGCUAUGUCUAGCUUAUUAUAUACCAAUGGGAGUCUAAGGAAGUGGUCCGGAGGAGACGAUGCAUGA